UUCAUUCACAACUUGAUCAACUAUUUCAAAAAAAAAAAAAUUUCUCAAAUUUUCUAUUCAAUUAUCAAAUCAAAUUAAACCAGGAAAACAAAAAUGAAUUCUCUCAAAACGUUGUUCAUUCCGACUUUGUUCGUUUCAUUAUCUGUUAUAAUUGUUGACACAAUCAUUAUCGAUCACAAUCAUAUCAUUAAGAAUAAAAAUGGCCAUCAUCAACAACAACAACAACAACAACGACCAACAACAAUACCAUUAUCAUCAUUUGCUCGUCGUCAACAACGACAAAUUAUUCAAGAUUCAUUUGGUUCGAAUCCAUAUCUACCGAUGAAUGGAAAAGAAAUGAAUUUUUUAUUACUUCGUAAUGGUAUGACAAGAAUGAUAACACCAACAUCUUCUUAUCAUCAACAUUCGAAUAUGAAUUUACCAUCAUCGUCAUCAUCAUCAAUAGUACAACAACAACGACCAACAAUUUCAUCGCAACAAUUUCGAUCGGAUCAACACGUUGUCCAAUAUCAACAACAACCAUCACAAAUACCAUCAUUAUCAUCGAAACAAUCAUUAUCAUUAGCAUCAUCACCACCACAACAUGCUGUAUUUCAACCACCACCACCAAAUUUUAAACCAAAUAUUGCUAUUGAAAAUAAUCUUGAAUUUGAUCUACAAAGCGAUUCAUCAAGAGAUAAUAAUGAACAAUGGCCAUCAUCAUCAUUAUCCGCAUCGAACAAUGAUCAACCAAAAAUUACAUUUUUAGAUGUUAAAUGUGAUAGAAAUUCAAUGAAAGUAUCAAUACAUUUUGAUAAACCAUUUCAUGGUGUUAUAUUUAGUAAAGGACAUUAUACAUAUCGAAAUUGUAUAUAUCUAAUGCCAAAUAGUGGUGUAAAAAAAUUAUUUUUUGAUAUUUCCAUUAAUUCAUGUGGUACGACUGGUAAUGCACAAGGAACAUUUUAUAAUGAAGAUGUUGGCAUUGAUAAUGGAUUAUAUUUUGAAAAUACAAUCAUUAUACAAUAUGAUCCACAAGUACAAGAAGCAUGGGAUCAAGCAAGACGUUUACGUUGUACAUGGCAUGAUCAAUAUGAAAAAGCAGUUACAUUUCGACCAUUUCCAGUCGAUAUGUUGGAUGUUGUACGUGCUGAUUUUGCCGGUGAUAAUGUUGGUUGUUGGAUGCAAAUACAAGUCGGUAAAGGACCAUGGGCAAGUGAAGUAGCCGGAAUUGUCAAGAUUGGUCAAACAAUGACAAUGGUAUUGGCUAUCAAAGAUGAAGAAAGUAAAUUUGAUAUGUUGGUUCGAAAUUGUAUUGCACAUGAUGGUAAACGUUCACCAAUCGAAUUAGUCGAUGGAAAUGGUUGUAUAGUACGGCCAAAAUUGAUGACAAAAUUUACAAAAAUUAAAAAUUUUGGAUCCAGUGCUAGUGUUUUGGCUUAUACACAUUUUCAAGCAUUUAAAUUUCCUGAUUCAAUGGAAGUACAUUUUCAAUGUACAAUACAGAUUUGUCGUUUUCAAUGUCCUGAACAAUGUACAAAACAAUCAAAUACUGAAAUAAUUAAUCUUUAUAAUGAAGAUGGUGAUAAUAAACGUCGUAAACGUCGUGAUUUAAAUGAAAUGAUUAUUACUGGAACAUUAAAACAACAACAACAACCAACAACAGAUGUUGAUAAACAAACAAACGAAAAAGAAAUCGGCCUUAACAAAGCAAUACAAGUAGUAUCACCACGUGAUUUAUCAUUUCCAUUGGAAAUGAAUCCAGAAAAAAUGCCAUUAAUCGGCCAUAAUAUAACCACGGACGAUAAUGAUCCAUCAAUGAUCAUUGAUCAAUCAUCGAAUGUUGUAUGCAUAACAACAUUUAGUUUAAUUUUAGCAUUAAUUUUCCUGAUAAUUAUUUGUUUUGUAUGUGCAAUAAUAUUCAUGAUGAUAAUGAUACGAAAAAAACCAUCAUCAUCAUCAUCAUCAAAACAAUCAUUUGACCAUCAUUUUCAUCCAUCAUUUUUUCAAACUUAUUUCCAGCGAUAAUUCCCGAUUGAUUCGAUGAUGAUCCUUUCCCGAAUGCCAUUUAUUUAUUGUAUUUUAUAAACCAAAUAUUA
This is a messenger RNA of Dermatophagoides pteronyssinus (European house dust mite), 2075 nucleotides long. RefSeq lists its product as uncharacterized. The record is from RefSeq and is a predicted model, not a curated record. NCBI's taxonomy places the organism in Eukaryota, Metazoa, Arthropoda, Arachnida, Sarcoptiformes, Pyroglyphidae.